GAGCGCCCUGCCGCACCCGGGCUGUGGGAAUGCGCCUGGCCGGAGAGAAGCGGAUCUCGGCCCCCUCCAACCCGCCCGGGGAGAAAGUGGGCAGGAACCGGUGGGGGGAGGAGGACCCACCUUGUGUUGCUGGCCUGUGUCUUUGUUUUGGCCUCAUAACGCACUCUGGCAUGGCCAGCGAGAACUCUCCUCUGCUGGCCUACCGGCUCCUGGGAGAUGAGGGGGUUGCCUUCUCUGCCAAUGGGGCCGGGGGUCCUGGAGGGGCAUCUGCCCGGAAGCUCUCCACCUUCCUUGGUGUGGUGGUGCCCACAGUCCUGUCCAUGUUCAGUAUAGUUGUUUUUUUGAGGAUUGGGUUCGUGGUGGGCCAUGCUGGGCUGCUACAGGCUUUGGCCAUGCUCCUGGUCGCCUACUUUAUCCUGGCGCUCACCGUCCUCUCUGUCUGUGCCAUCGCCACCAACGGAGCUGUGCGGGGGGGCGGCGCCUACUUCAUGAUCAGCCGGACCCUGGGGCCUGAGGUUGGGGGCAGCAUCGGCCUCAUGUUCUACCUGGCUAACGUCUGUGGCUGUGCCGUCUCCCUGCUGGGGCUGGUGGAGGCCGUGCUCGAUGUCUUCGGGGCUGACUCCACGAAGCCCAGUGGGCUUCAGGUCUUGCCCCAGGGCUAUGGCUGGAGCCUGCUCUAUGGUUCCCUGCUGCUGGGCCUUGUGGGUGGGGUCUGUACCCUGGGGGCGGGCCUCUAUGCCCGCGCCUCCUUUCUCACAUUCCUGCUGGUGUCUGGAUCCUUGGCCUCGGUGCUGGUCAGCUUUGUGGCUGUGGGGCCCAGGAGCAUCCCCCUGACCCCUCGGCCCGGCCCCAAUGGCUCCUCCCUGCCGCCCCAGGUCGGCCACUUCACUGGCUUCAACAGCAGCACCCUGAAGGCCAACUUGGGUGCUGGCUACGCCAAGGACUACACCACGGGGGCCAUGAUGACCUUCGCCAGCGUCUUUGCUGUCCUUUUUAAUGGCUGCACGGGCAUCAUGGCCGGAGCCAACAUGUCAGGGGAGCUGAAGGACCCCAGCCGGGCCAUUCCUCUGGGCACCAUUGUCGCUGUCGCCUACACCUUCUUCAUCUACACUCUGCUUUUCUUCCUCUCCGGCUUCACCUGUGACAGGACCCUGCUGCAGGAGGACUACGGGUUCUUUCGGGCCAUCAGCCUGUGGCCCCCACUGGUGCUGGUCGGUAUCUACGCCACGUCGCUCUCAGCCUCCAUGAGCUCGCUCAUCGGGGCCUCCCGCAUCCUGCACGCUCUGGCUCAGGAUGACCUCUUUGGAGUCAUCUUGGCGCCGGCCAAGGUUGUGUCCCGAACAGGGAACCCCUGGGGGGCUGUGCUCUAUUCUUGGGGCCUAGUGCAGCUGGUGCUCUUGGCUGGGAAGCUGAAUACACUGGCUGCUGUGGUCACUGUCUUCUACUUGGUGGCCUACGCUGCAGUGGACCUGUCCUGCCUGAGCUUGGAGUGGGCCUCGGCCCCCAACUUCCGCCCCACCUUCAGCCUGUUCUCCUGGCACACCUGCUUGCUGGGCGUGGCCUCCUGCCUGCUCAUGAUGUUCCUCAUCAGCCCCGGGGCCGCCGGUGGCUCCCUGCUUCUCAUGGGGCUGCUUUCUGCCCUGCUCACAGCUCGGGGAGGCCCCAGCAGCUGGGGCUACGUCAGCCAGGCCUUGCUUUUCCACCAGGUGCGGAAGUACCUGCUCCGGCUGGACGUCCGGAAGGAUCACGUGAAGUUCUGGCGGCCCCAGCUGCUGCUCCUGGUGGGGAACCCCCGGGGCGCCCUGCCUCUGCUGCGGCUGGCCAACCAGCUCAAGAAGGGGGGCCUCUAUGUCCUGGGCCACGUCACCCUGGGAGACCUUGACUGCCUGCCCUCUGACCCUGUGCAGCCCCAGUAUGGGGCAUGGCUGAGCCUGGUGGACAGAGCCCAAGUGAAGGCCUUUGUGGACCUCACCCUCUCGCCCUCCGUGCGCCAGGGGGCUCAGCAUCUGCUUCGGAUCUCUGGCCUUGGUGGCAUGAAGCCCAACACGUUGGUCCUGGGUUUCUACGAUGAUGCUGCACCCCAGGACCACUUCCUGACUGACCCGGCUUUCUCUGAGGCUGCUGAUGGCACCCUGGAGGGCGGGUCCCCAGCCCUGAGCACCCUGUUUCCUCCACCCCGGGCUCCCGGGAGCCCCCGGGCUCUGAGUCCCCAGGACUACGUGGCCACGGUGGCAGACGCCCUCAAGAUGAACAAGAAUGUGGUUCUGGCCCGGGCCUGCGGGGCGCUGCCCCCCGAGCGGCUGAGCCGGGGGUCGGGGGGCACCUCGCCGCCGCAUCACGUGGACGUGUGGCCCCUCAACCUGCUGCGGCCCCGGGGGGGGCCCGGCUACGUGGACGUGUGUGGCCUUUUCUUGCUGCAGAUGGCGACCAUCUUGGGCAUGGUGCCUGCUUGGCAUAGCGCCCGGCUCCGGAUCUUCUUGUGCCUGGGGCCCCGAGAGGCCCCCGGGGCGGCGGAGGGGCGGCUCCGGGCACUGCUGAGCCAGCUGAGGAUCAGGGCCGAAGUGCAGGAGGUGGUGUGGGGCGAGGGGGCUGGGUCUGGGGAGCCUGAGGAGGAGGAGGAGGGGGAUUUUGUGAACGGCAGGCGGGGGGACGCCGAGGCAGAGGCCCUGGCGUGCAGUGCCAACGCCCUGGUUCGGGCCCAGCAGGGGCGCAGCCGGGGAGGAGGGCCCGGGGGCCCCGAGGGUGGGGAUGGCGAGGGUGGGCCUGCCACGGCCCUCACUUUCCUGUACCUGCCUCGGCCGCCGGCCGAUCCUGCCCGCUACCCUCGCUACCUGGCGCUGCUGGAGACUCUGACCCGGGAUCUGGGCCCCACGCUGCUCAUUCAUGGCGUCACCCCCGUCACUUGCACUGAUCUCUGACGCCCGGGGCCUGAAGCAGAGGGUGCCCGGCUCUAGGGACCCACUUUGAUUCGUGGAUGUGGAAGGGAAGGGCCGGCAGCCUCCCGCCCGUUCCACAUGCGGGGCGUGGAGCCCGGUGGAAGGACUAGGGGAUCCUGGGCUGGGCAUCCUUCUGUCCCUGGGAGAGGGGCUCUCGUGCACUAAUGCAGGCAGCUGUCCCGUCCCCACCACGCUGGGGGUGGAAGCCAGCAGCCCUCCCCACUGGCCUCCCUUCCUUCACCGGUGCCUUGAUGGAGGCUGGGUCUCUGCUUUGACUCUUGGCUACCUCAGUCUCCCCUAGCCCAACAGACUCGCAGACCCCUUGAGGUUGUGAUGUUUUUGUUCUGUUUUAUUUUUCUAACCGCUGAUCGUGAAUAAAAGACCAAAACACUA
Mustela erminea (ermine) is the source of this 3329-nucleotide messenger RNA. It is a transcript of the gene SLC12A9, whose product is annotated as solute carrier family 12 member 9. The record is from RefSeq and is a predicted model, not a curated record. Gene Ontology annotation, molecular function: potassium:chloride symporter activity. Gene Ontology annotation, cellular component: membrane. The transcript has 14 exons. Gene Ontology annotation, biological process: potassium ion import across plasma membrane; cell volume homeostasis; potassium ion homeostasis. NCBI's taxonomy places the organism in Eukaryota, Metazoa, Chordata, Mammalia, Carnivora, Mustelidae. Bases 30 to 2918 code for a protein of 962 amino acids.